Molecule: messenger RNA, 648 nt
Organism: Colletotrichum navitas
Lineage: Eukaryota; Fungi; Ascomycota; Sordariomycetes; Glomerellales; Glomerellaceae
Exons: 1
Coding region: 254-595 (113 amino acids)
Source: RefSeq, a predicted model, not a curated record
UGCGGGAAGGAAGUCGGGGCAGAAGCAACGUCCUUGGGGAAGGAAGAGGUGACGAUGGGCCGAAAUCCAGACCGUCACUUCUCGCUUGAUUGGAAGUACUCCGUACAGCGAGCCGGGAUGAGAAAGGGCCAAAUCACCGCUCGCCCCUGCCUGCCUUAACUUGCUUACUAUGCCCGACCCCAGAGGUAGAAAGAAGGCUGGGCAGGAAGGACGAGACCCCCGUGCUGGUGCUGGCAGGAAGGAGCAGGUGUAGAUGGUGGCGCCGGCGGUGGUGGUGCGGUGGUGGUGGUUGCCCUUUGCACCUUGUCACCUCUCGCACAUGGAAAGCACUCACCCAAGGUGCCUCCUUCACCACCUUGGACGAGUCCCACGAGCGAGGAAAGUGCGGACCACUGGUAGUCGCGUCUACCACGGACGUGGAAAGCAAGACGCACGCAUUGCGGCGCUAUUUCUGUGUGUUCCAAGGCGGACGGACGAGUGGCACGUCGGGAGAACCGGUUUCUGCUGCAAAGGCUGGGCGAGCGUUUGGUGGUUCUUUUGCUCGAGUACCACCAACGCUAGCCGUAGAAAGACAGCAGGUCUAGAAGCGAGAUAACUAGCGCGCAGCGCGAGGCAGCCAAUGGGGAGGGGAAAAGAUACAGGGGAAAU